Molecule: messenger RNA, 3099 nt
Organism: Agrilus planipennis (emerald ash borer)
Lineage: Eukaryota; Metazoa; Arthropoda; Insecta; Coleoptera; Buprestidae
Product: angiopoietin-related protein 2
Exons: 9
Coding region: 551-2779 (742 amino acids)
Source: RefSeq, a predicted model, not a curated record
AUAUGUAUGUAAGUAACUGAAGUAGUCGAUGUUAUUGAGGUAGACACUAUGGCUACGUCCCAUUAUAAUAAUAAUAAUAAUAUAACGGCGUCGGCGUCACCGUGCCGUCACGACGCGUCAUCGUGUUCCGUGUUACGGUUGGCAAGUGAAAGUUCUUCCUCAGGGCCUACUUGCUAAGUGGUAGAAUCUGUGUGAACGGCGAUCUUGUCUUUGCGGUUUGUACGGUCAGUAUUCACGUCAGUCGUACACACACCUCCUGUUUGUCCAUUCGUAGACAAUUUUUAUAAAUAAUGCAUUUUAAUAAAUUGACGAUUAUUAAUUAACUGUGCGAGAACGCGACGAUUAUUGUUAAGCCUUGGCUAUCGUUAUAAAUUGGCGUCUCAUUACUAGACUUCUUAGAUAAGAACGAAAGUGUUGAUAACUUUUUUUUUUGUUAUUUACUGAAGUGAACUUAAUUAAAGGAUACUCUGCAAAUUUCACCCGAGUAGGUUUAUAACUUGAUACUUAUAAGCGAGAGCCCUCCUUUAUUGAGGUCGAAGCAGGAUUGACCAUGAGGGGUACCGCGUGGUGCCUGCUCGUGGCUAUAGUAAUAGGAUUGACUGUGAGAAGCUCGUCAUCUCUCUCAGCUCAACUUCCCAAAACGAGUGCUAGCCAAAUGGCACUUAACAGGACAAUGAUGAUGAAGGCAAGGACGAGUUCGGCGAAAUCGUCACUUCAAAGUGGACAGACACCUGUAAGAGCAGAACCGAGCAACAACAACAACAGGGAAGAAUAUCUGUUCUCAGUAUUCGAAGCAAUAAUAUCCACAUUAGAAUCGAAAUUACAAAGGAUAGAAAACUUGGAUAAAGCUGUUGAACAUCUAAUGAGACGAGUCGAAGGAUUGGAUUCGCGAGUAAACGAUAAUAUAGGCAAAACCGAAUCGAUAAUUGCCAAACUCGGUAAUCUAGAUAUAAAACUAUUUCAAAGUCCUUCCGCUAAUGAUGAACCGAGACCUUUUUCACUUCGAUCUGACGAAAACAAAGAAAAACUAAACGAUCGCCUAAUCUCGUUGGAUAUAAAAGUCGAAAAAAUCGACAGGAAACUUAACAAUUUAAAAAAUCAACUGGACAACAAUAAUCUUCCAGGGGAAGAUAUAAAUGCAGAGGCAAGUGAAAAAAAACCGGUCAGCAUGAAUGUCGUGGAAAUAACAAAAGCUCUAAACAGCGAAGUGAUGAAUCACAUAAGUAAAGAGCUCAACCAGUUACGAACGGUUACCACCAAUGUCGACAGAAAGCUUCAAUUUCACAUAAAUUUGGUUUCCGAUAAUCUUGGAAAAGUGGUAAGAAUGAUGUCGGAAGUUCACGAGGCAGUUGUUGAACCGGAAGAAGCUAACGAUGCAGGAGGAGGAAUAUUUUGGAACAAUAAAACAACAACCACGAUGCCCACUACACCUCCUCCAUCGAUAGUUAGAAAUAGUAAAAUUGACGCAUUGGUUAAACAGAUGCGUCCCAUCAUGACUGUUUCAGAAAAGAUGGACGAAGUGUGGGACGUAGUGACCGGAACCAAGAGUUCAGUAGAUAAUCUUCUGCCGAAAACUGGAGAACUAUUAAUCCAUACGCAAAGGCAAGAAAGAGCCAUUGGUGAAAUACAUAACGACCUACGUGUUAAAACGAAUAAGAUUAUACAAAAUUUAGAUAUGGUCGAAAGGAGAUUAAAAAAACAAGAAGAUAACGUCGCAACUUUAGCUCAGCGGCCCGUUCCAGCUGAACUUCUUUUGGAUCCUACAAUAGACAGAUUAGUUGAGUUCGAUGCCAGUAGAUAUACUAGUGAAGACUAUACGCACGAUCAGCUAACAGAAACGACUACACCGAUUGCAACGUUUACAACUUUGCCACCUUCCCUAUCGCCAACUCCCUCCCCUUCUACUUUGUUAAUAAUAAAUCAAACAAUGUAUAGCUCAAUAGCGUCACCUGCACAACAGGCCACAUCGACCAGUUCGGAAAAACGAUCGGAAAAGCGAAAAGGAGGAAUAAUUUUCCCUAGCGUCAAAAACAAACCCUCGCCCCCGAAUACUACAUUCACAACCGACAUGAUUACCAACAUUAAAGAUGUUAGAGGCUAUUCUUGUGUUGAUUUCUUGAACGGGGGCAUGAAAGAUUCCGGUGUGUACUAUCUUCAAAUACGAGGUACGACUUACUGGUUUCUAAAAGUUUACUGCGAACAGGAGAUCGCCGAUGGAGGAUGGACGGUAAUUCAACGAAGAGAUGAUUUUGGUGAUCCACGGGAAAAUUUUAAUAGAGAUUGGAAUGAUUAUAAAAACGGCUUUGGAGAUCCAGCUAAAGAAUUUUGGUUGGGAAACGAAAACAUAUUUAUGUUAACUAACAAUGAAGAAUAUAUACUGCGAGUAGAAUUAGAAGAUUUUGAAGGAAAUAAAAGGUACGCUCAGUAUUCUCAUUUCAAAAUAUAUUCCGAAUCAGAAUAUUAUAAGCUAGAAAUAGAUGGAUACGAAGGUAACGCAGGGGAUUCCCUCAAUGAUCCUUGGUACGGAAGUAAUCAUAGCCCUUUUUCAACAUACAAUAGAGAUAAUGAUCGGUCAAGUUUAAAUUGUGCAUCGAUGUUAAAAGGCGGUUGGUGGUGGAAAUCAUGCGGACGAGGUUUAAAUGGACUAUACCUAAACGAUCCACAAGAUCUAACAGCAAGACAAGGCAUAGUAUGGUUUCGCUGGAGAGGAUGGGAUUAUACCCUGAAAAGAGCAAUGAUGAUGAUUAAACCUAAGGGAUUUGUUGCACAAACAUCUUGAAAACGGUGUUUAGUGUUUAAAGUCAAUCGUAAAAAUAUUAGCCAAUUUACAAUCAUUUCCAUAUUUAUUAUGACCUUUCACACCGCACCCACAUAAUGUGAAUUUAUAUUUACAUAUAGCCUAUUUUCCAAUUCAUCAUCGCCUGUACAUAAACCAUUUUCUUUUGAUUGGAUUUUAAGAAAAGAUAAACUUAAUCCAAUAUUUGAUAUAUUAAAAAUAGCUGUUAACUAACAUCGUUUCAGUAUUUUGAAAAACAGUUGAGGCUCCAUGCGACAUAAAUAUUAGAAAUUAAAUUAUUUAAGCAUAAAAUUUAAUUUGGC